AUUUUCCCGACUUUUAAGAGUAAAUAAUUCACGAGGAAUUGAAUUUAAAAAAUUAAUUUUAGUGGUUGUUCCUUAAUUACACUUUGUCAAAUGAUUAUACUUAACUUAAUUAAACGAACAACAUUUGCUGCACAGCUGUUAAAUCGUUCAAUCUUCAAUAAUAGCUUGUAUAAUGGAAUUAAAUACUGUGUAACACGUAAUAUACACUUAAGUCAGCCAGCCCAUGAUAUAAAUGAAGAUGUUAACAAUAAAUUAAUGGAAUUCUUUGAUGUUCCGAAGAACUGGAAUGAAAAUGAAGUUAAACAUGGAAGGAGCUGGAAUUUGGCAGAACUGCGCAUAAAAUCAAAUUCAGAUCUUCAUAAAAUCUGGUUUAUUCUACUUAAAGAGUUGAAUAUGCUUAAAACUAUGGAACACGAAUAUAAGAGGGAAUGGAAAUGGUGGGCGAGUCCAGAAAGAAUCGAUAAAGUUCAGGAUUCGAUGAAGAACAUAGAAACAGUUGUCAGGGAAAGGAACCAAGCAUAUCAUAUGCUUGAAAGUGGAACAGAUGGCGAACAACCUGGACAAUAUAUAACUAAUGCUUUGGGAUUACGAGAAUAUAAGAAGUCAGUUGAGCAUAUUGUUCCUUAUUGGGCAAAUAAAAAGUGGCGAGAAGCGAAUCCAAGAGGAUGCCACGGACCAGAUUAUCAAAAAUUCAUGCGAUUGUAUCGUGAAAAGAUAUAUAAUGACAAACGAAAGGGAAGAAAUCGUGAUAAGAAUCAUGUCAUCCGAUUAUUAAGCAGGUUCCCAAAUCUAGAUCGUAAUGUAUUAAAGGGAAAAUAUCCUCAGAUCAAUUUUGAUACUCUUAACAAAAAGGAUUUAUAUAGAGGACAUUAUGUACCAGAUGUAGAAUAAAGUCAUUUAUUAGAUAUUUAGAAAAGU
This is a messenger RNA of Chironomus riparius, 918 nucleotides long. The record is from the annotation of a GenBank genome assembly. Lineage: Eukaryota; Metazoa; Arthropoda; Insecta; Diptera; Chironomidae.